AUGGAACUGGAGCAGAUCGAGGUGGCCAAGGAGGGGUACCAGCAGCGCCUGAAGCCAUGCAGCAAUCAAUAUCCGAAAAGCAAGGUGCUGCAAAGUGCUGAAGAAAUUCUGGAGCGUCUGUCGAAGAUAUAUGCAGCUUCAAGUGAUCUGAAUGAAGACUCUAUGCUGCUGGCGGAAAAAAAUGAAGAACUUGCCAACCAGUCAGCUGUGAAGUCCCGGAAGCUAAAAGAAGUUGAAGAAGGGCUCCAGCUGAUGGUCGACAAGAAAAGCCAGCUUAAGGAGAAGACCCAAGAGGUCGAUGACUUGUGGAACAAACAUGACACGAUCGAGUUUGAGCACCGCCAGGAGAAGGAGCUGCUGAAGAAAGAGAUAGAGUCCCUGGCAAAGGACAACAAAGCUCUCAAAGAGAAAAAUCAGUCUUUGCAAGAGAAAAACAAGUCGAUUGUGAAGAAUCAUAAAGAUGAAGUAGAGAGGCUGACCAAGAUCAUGGAGCAUGCAGAUGUGCAGCUGGUGCAGUGCAUGCAGCAGAUCAAAGACUUGGUAGCUGAAAAAGAUAUCUGCAACAAGGAACUUGCCGACUUGAAGACUGCUGCACAGGCAGUGGUCGACAUGGUGGAUCCUCCUGAGGGGAGUGUUGAAGAGGGUAGGAUUUUGUUGGAGCGACUGUAGGCAGCUCCACAAAGGAUCACCAAUUAUCUCUCGGAGACCACCAGGCAGUAUGUAUCGCAUGUUUUAGGUUUAGUCAAAUCUUAUAGGCCAAAGGCGAACUUGACCCCACUUGGAGAAGGUAUGGCCCUCGAGUGUGACGGAGAGAAGUUUGCUACUCUUGUUGAGGAGGUGAAGCAUGUGGCCAACAAGAUUGUUGAUGCCUUAGAGCAA
Messenger RNA from Panicum virgatum (switchgrass), 879 nucleotides. Its product is annotated as TATA element modulatory factor-like. Lineage: Eukaryota; Viridiplantae; Streptophyta; Magnoliopsida; Poales; Poaceae. The transcript has 4 exons. Bases 1 to 669 code for a protein of 222 amino acids. The record is from RefSeq and is a predicted model, not a curated record.